This is a messenger RNA of Porites lobata, 18579 nucleotides long. NCBI's taxonomy places the organism in Eukaryota, Metazoa, Cnidaria, Anthozoa, Scleractinia, Poritidae. The record is from the annotation of a GenBank genome assembly.
AUGCUUUCAUGCAUCUUAAAACCGCCUCUCUUUAUACUGCUACAUUUUGUAUUUCUUCCACCUAACGAAGGAUAUAGAAAUUAUAAAGAAGGCGACAUUAUAGUUGGUGGUCUACUCGACAUCCACUAUCCCGGCACUAGUGAUCAAUGUACUGAGAUCUCUACCGCUGAUCUGGGAUACGCAGAGGCUACGAUCUUCACUAUUGAGAAAAUUAACAAGAAUUCCAGUAUUUUACCGAACGUGACCAUCGGAUACGACUUAAGAGACUACUGUGGGAGCAAUGCUCGGGCCGUGAAGAUGGCCUAUGACCUCAUGUUCACGUGUAAUGGCGAUUCAGUACAUAUGUCUAACCAAAACAUCAGCACCUCCCCCACCAGCUAUGUCAAGGAAAACAACACCAAGACCAUCUCAGCGUUAGUUGGCCCUGCCGAUUCCGCAAGCGCAGUGCUAGUAGGAAGUCUGCUUCAGGUUUUUGACAUUCCCGCCAUCAGCCCGAGUGCAACAAGCGAUGAGUUAAGUUCACAAAUGUACAAAGACUUUUUCAGAACAGUUCCACCAGACAAAUGGCAAGCAGAGGUCAUGGCAGACAUCAUAGAGCUCUUUAACUGGACUUACGUGGCGGCUGUCGGGUUGGAUGAUUCUUAUGGACAGAACGGUAUUUCGGCGCUGGAAAAGGAAUCCUACAACCGGAAAACAUUUUGCAUUGCUUUUUCUGAGUAUAUUCCACGGCUAGGCCAUUGGAAUAAAACAAAGCAAACUGUUCUCAAGAUUAAAAGGAGGUCUGAAGUUGCAGUGAUCAUUGUUUGGCUUUCUGGCGGUCAAGGAAGAGCAUUUUUUGCAGAGGCUACUGCUCAAAAUCUUGAAGAAAAGACUUGGAUACUUAGCGACGCACUGACAGUAAAUCUUAACUCUCACUUCACAAUACUAAACGGCUCCUUGGGAAUAAAGCCACAUGAUUAUUCUGUUCCCGAAUUUGAAGAGCACCUUAAGACGAUCACCCCUGCCAAAAGCAUUGAAAGAGGCGCAGAGUGGUGGGAAGAAUUCUGGAGAUUACAAUUUAACUGUUCAGCCACAAACGCCGACGAUUCUGGGGUUGCACUUUGCGAAGCAAAUCUGACUUUACACCAUGCGCUUCAAAAGAUACGCGGUUCCUUCGUUUCUUACAUAAUUGACGCUGUAUAUGCUAUUGCACAUGCCCUAGAUAACAUUUACCGCUGUUCUCAUACUAUACAUGAUGCUGGUAAAAGAGGUAAUUGUCCUCUAGUAAAGCCAGUUGUAAAGGGACAUGAUCUAAAGAAAUAUCUCAGAAAUAUUAGUUUUCAGGGCGGAACUGGCAGGGUGCGAUUUGACAAGUUUGGUGAUCCUUUAACCGCUUCCUACGACAUCAUAAACUUCCGGCUUGAUUCAACCACAGACGGAGCUCGCAAAAAUAUUCUGGUUGGAGCUUGGAACAAAAAAAACACGCCCAAACUCAAAGUAGAUUUGUCCAGGCUACGAUGGAGAACUCCCUUCACCCCGUUAUCCUCUUGUUCAUCAGAAUGUUUACCUGGUACCAGAAAGAAGAAAACCGAGCCAUGUUGCUGGGAUUGUAUUAAGUGUCCACUGGGAACUGUCAGUACCAAAGUCGGAUCUAUUAGCUGCACUGGGUGUGACCCAGAGACAAAGUCAAACGAAGGGCGAAGUAGGUGUGAAAAGUUACCAGUCAUCAACAUCACGCAUUCAAAUGUCUCUGGAAUUACCAUAACAGUGGUGGCUUCCAUCGGUUUUAUUCUCAUAUUGUUAAUUGGAGGCACCUACAUCAAGUUUUUCAACACCCCAGUCGUCAAGGCUUCUAACAGAGAGAUCUCUUUUCUGUUGCUCUUUGGUAUCUCAUCUCUCUUUAUAUUAGCCUUUCUCGAACUUACUGAGCCCAGCCAUUCACUUUGCACCGCAACAUUUUUCUGGCGCUAUUUUGGUCUCAAUCUUUGUAUCACGGUGCUCUUUUUGAAAACUAUGCGAAUAGCAAGCGUCUUUGAGGUUGAUAAAUUGGCGAAGUUGUUUGCACCGUGUUACAAAACCUUAACAAGGCAAGGCAUCUUUCUCUCUGUUAUGAAUUUAGCUCUCCAUUGUUUAUUAGCCCUGUGGAUCUUUCUUGACCCCCCGAGGCGUAACAAAAUCAUCCGCCUAGAUGAGUACGUCUUUCUUGUGUGUAAACCAUUUGACGCCAAAGUCGGCCUUGCACUGUUCAUCGCAGUCUGUGCUUACACGCUCAUUGUGGCUUUCCUAUGUACGUAUUACGCUUUCAAAGCAAGGGGAAUUCCUGACAACUUUAACGAGACAAGAUACAUAGGGUUCUCUAUGUGUAUUCUACUGUUGUCAUCGCUGGCAUAUUACCCUGUGCUGUUUGCUUUUGAGAGCUGGAGCGUGACAAUUGUGUCUUGUACUACGACUUUAGUAACUUCGUUUGGUUUGUUGGGAUGCAUGUUCGGACCCAGAAUCUACAUUCUCUUUUUUCAUUCCCAGCAAAACACCAUCGAAAGAGUUAGGUCGCAGGUGACGAAUUUCUCCUUUAGUAACGUAACGGCAACCAGAGUUUUGCCUGGACAAAUUAAUGAAGGAGUACCUAACGCUGCACUGAAUACCGAAAAUUAAGAACGCUGUAUUGCAGUUCCCCACCAGCCAUUCUUUUGACCAGUAACAUGGAAAAAUACUUUAAACUUCUCAAUCUGUACCUCCCUUAAUCAUUAAAUACACUAGACUUCUUUACCUUGUAUGUUUUGUCUUCCUGUACUCGAAAAUGACAGCGUACAGAAAGUCAAAUAGCUGUGAGACGACCUUUCGUGGACUGAUAGAGGACUGGAAACUGGCUGUCGACUCAAAACAACUCGUUUAUGUUCUAUCUACUGAUAUGAGUAUUAGGCCUUCGACUGUUUGAGUCACUCUCUGACAGUAAAGAAGUUGGAGGCUUAUGGCUUUGGAAGUGGAUCUCUCGACUUGAUGCGAUCGUUUCUGUAAAACAGACGAAACAGAGUAAAACGGGGUGAAAUUACAAGCAUUUGGAAACCUAUGAAACGUAGAUGUCUGCGAGGAUCAUCUUUGGGCCCUUACUAUGGAACAUGUUCCAGAAUGAUCUACCGCUGCAUGUCGAGAAUGGAAACAUAACCAUGUACGCGGAUGACCAUCAAUUGCAUGUGAAUCGAACAAAUCACGAAAUAGUUAGACAGCAACUGAAAACAAGCAGCAAGCAAGCUCUGAUAUGGUAUUCAAAUAAACUUUAUCAGCUAACCAAGAGAAGUUUCAGUUCCUAAAUAUCAACCCAAGAAAAAUUGAUGGAGAUACGAGUGAUGAAGUGCUAAGCCUGGAUGGCCUACCCAUUGACAAAUCAGAGGACAUUAAACUACUAGGAGUCCACAUCGACGACGACCUUGAUUAAAAGAAGCAUAUAAGUGAGCUGUAAAAUAAGACUAGCCAAAAAGUCGGGAUACUAUCGCGUUUAAGACAUUUAAUACCAUCUAAGGCUAAGCUGUUGCUGUAUGAAGCUUUUAUUUUGCCCCACCUUACAUAUUGCCACCUAAUAUAGCAUUUUUGUAAGUCGUCAGACAAAAGGAAGGUGGAACGAAUACCAAGAACGGGCAUUGAGUCGAGCCAUAUAUAGAUCCCACUCCGAUACGUAUGAAGAACUCUUAGAGAGGGCUAACCUUCCCAAGUUGUAUAACAGACUUCAAGACAUCGUAGUACUGAUGUAUAAAGUCAAGUAUGGUUCGAUCAGAUAUAUAGUUCCCUUCUUAUGGUCUAAACUAAACAAAGACUACGAGAAGCUUCUAGCUAGCUUAGCCAGUUUUUGGAACAAAAUUAGAAAACUGAACUUUUCGGGGUAUAUUUCUGAUAAUCGAAACUGUUAUAAACUCUGAAGUGAAUAGACAACAAUUUAAGUAUCACAGUAUUGUAGUUGUCUACUUACCAUUGUAUUUUAUUGAGGGUAUAGAUAUUAAUUGUAAAUACCCAUUUUUAGCAUUUUCUUUUAAUAGUUAAUGUCCCCAGUUAGUCCCUUUGGGCUAAAUACUCUGACACUUAAAUAAAGGUUCUUAUCUUAUCUCAUCUUAUCUAGUGUGCUUAACACGCUUUUUAACCUCAUUGAUGACGUAGUCUGAGAUGCUGUAAGCGGCCUCUAAAAAAUCUAUCGCUAACCCGGAGUUAGCACAAUUUAAGUCAAUUGCAUUAUUCCGCCAAUCGAAACGAGUUAGUCUAACUAAUUGUGAUGAUGUGACAUUUUUAGCUCUUGGUCUGUUCGAAAGCUGCAUCUUUGCUACCUUUUCCAUAUUCUCGAGUUCGACAAAUUCCAAAUACUCGAAUUGGGAGACGAAUGAAUGAACGGAUUAAGGAACAUGACCUACACAUACAGCUUUCACCAACUCAAACCUCAGCCAUUCUGGAACACCCUUUUUACGACCAUGUAUCAUACUUAGAUUGCGUUUAUUCUUCCUUAAUAGAAAGUUACGUCUUUGUCCAAAUGCCCCAAAUAAAUUUUUGUAUGCCUAAAAUUAUGCAUGUUUGCCCUGAACAUUUCCUUAUUUAAAUAAUACCGAUAACACUUUUGACCCCUAGGUAGGACCGUUCAAUGAUUUGUCGAUUUUCAGGUUUCAUUGACAGAAAUACUCCAUCUUGGGAUAGUUGUCUUUUAAUACAUCUGUCUUCGGCUGACUUCCAGUUGGCGUUUAUUUGUUACAUGCAGUUCCUGGAUGACAAAAGGAAGCGUUCGUUGCACACCAAAAGUGAAACGUUCGGUUAAUUAUGUCAAGAAAAGGGGAAUAAAUCCUUAUCAGUCCAAUGAGGCAUUCCGUACGAAAGACAUGAUGAAGCAGGCUUUGAGUCCGCAUGAAUAAUGAGUAAGCUAAAGUAACGUAUUUCACUGUGGUUUAACUUCAUUUUAGAUUUUUUCCGGCAGGAAAUAAGUGCAUUUUGAAAACAGGAACACCAAGAUGAUUUAUAUUUUAUAUCUGGCGUCAAUAUUGAUCUCAUAAUUCUGCAGGAUGGUGUAGAUUGGGGCAAGGUGGUGUAGAAUGGUACAGAAUGGUGCAGGAUAGUGUAGAUUGCUGCAGGAUGAUACAGUAUGAAGUAGGGUGUUGCAGAUUGGAUCAGGAUAGUUCAGGAUGGUGCAGGUUAGUAAAGGUUGAUGCAGGUUAGUGAAAGUUGAUGCAGGUUGGUGCGGAUUGCUGCAGGAAAGUACAGGUAGGUGAAAGUAAGUGCAGGAUGGUGAAAGUUGGUGCACGAUGGUGCAGUUUGGUGCAGUAGGGUGCAGGAUACUGCAAGUUAGUGUUGGUUGGUGGAGGUUGGUGAAGGUUGGUGACAAUUGGUGCAGAUUAAAGCAGGAUGGUGCAAGUCGCUGCAUUUUUCUGCAGGUCAGUUCAGGAUGGUGCAUGUUGUUGUAGGUUGGUUCAGGAUAGUGUAGGAUGGUGCAGGGUGGUCAAGGUUGGUAAAAGUUGGUGCAGCAUGGUGCAGGAUGGAGCCGUUUGGUGCGGGAUGGUGCAGACUGGCACAGAAUGGUGCAAGCUGGUACAGAAUGAUACAAGUUGGUGCAGGAUGAUGCAGAUUGGUGCAGAAUGGAGCAGGACUGUGAGGGAUGGUAAAAGUUAGUGCAGGAUGGUGCAGAUUGGUACAUGUUGGUGCAGGAUGUUGAACGAAGGUACAAGUUAUAGUACAUGUUGGUCAAGGUUGGGGCAGGAUAGUGCACGUUGGUGCAGACUGCCCCAAGAUGGUGCAGGUAGGUGCAGGUAUGAGCAGGAUUGUGCAGGACUGUGCAGACUGGUGCAAAAUUGUGCAAGCUAGUGCAGGUUGGUGAAGGUUGGUGCAGGAUGCUGCAGUUUAGAGCCAAUUACUUCAGUAUGCUGCACGUAGUUUCAGGUUAGUGCAGGAUGGAGCAGAUAAAUAUGAGAUGUUGUUGUUGUUACAUAGAUAGAAAUACACAUUAUCUCCCUCCGUCAUUUUGAAUUUCUUUUAAAAACCGUGAUCUGCCCCAGAGGGGGGAAUCUGGCUCCUUUUUCACAAGAAAUUCAUAACAAGGCGUCAUCCUCGUCACAAGGCGUCAUCCUCGUUGAGGGCAGUAGUGUUGUUUCCGACCAUGGGUGUGUCUUUAGUGAUUACUUUGCCAAUAUUAUUCAGUUAGAGCAUAGAUCUGACACUGACUACACUGAACAUCCUAGUAUCAAGGCAAUAAGCAAUCUACGUUUCUCAAGUGAGUUUAAUUACUCCCCAGUCAGUACUUCAUAUAUCCGUAACAUCUUAGACCACCUUAAUCCGAGAAAGGCAGUUGGGGUAGACGGCAUUUCACCACGAAUCUUGCGUUUAGGAUCCCCAGUUCUUGCCGAAGAGGUGACUAAGUUGAUCAACUUCUGUAUUCGGAAUCGGUCAUUGCCGUCUGAAUGGCAGCAAGCGCGCCUUACCCCUGUCUUUAAACGGGGGAUUGACACAGACAAAGCAAACUACUGCCCUGUCUCAAUAUUAACUUCGCUAUCGAAGGUAUUUGAGAAAGUUAUUUACGACCAAACUUGGAAUGCAUUUCACAGCGUUUUGUCCUCAGACUUAUCUGGAUUUAUGAAAACUCACUCUUGCUGCACUGCGUUGCUAAAAAUGACAGAAGAUUGGAGGAACAGUAUUGAUAACAAGGAAGCUGUGGCGGCGGUCGCUGUGGACUUGAGUAAAGCGUUUGAUGCCAUAAACCACAGCCUUCUGCUCGCAAAGUUGAAGGCCUACGGCUUUUCUCCACAUGCCUUGGAACUGAUGUCCAUCUACCUGCUAGGUCGUCAACAAUGUGUCAGAUUAGAAGGCGUAUGCUCCAACUUCAAAACAGUUAAAUCUGGCGUUUUUCAAGGUUCACUAUUGGGGCCGUUGCUGUUCAACAUAUUCAUUAAUGACUUGAAUUUCUGUGUUCCUAAUGUCUCAUUGCGGCUGUACGCUGAUGACACGACUGCCUACCUGUCUGAUGUAUCUCCACCAUUCUGGAAUUUUCCUUCAACAAAGAUCUUCAGACUCUUUCGUCGUGGUUUGAGUUUAACCAUUUAACAGUGAACAGUACUAAGACUCAAGCAUUAUCUGUCGGAUCCUGUGCCUAUCAUUAUUCUUUAUUUCUCAAUAAUGCUAGAAUCGAAUUUCUCCGAUCUAUUAAGAUUCUCGGAGUUACUCUAGACAAGGACCUAUCCUAUAAAGAACACAUAUCAGAUCAACUAAAGAAAGCCUACGCGAAGGCCUCUGCACUGACCAAAUACAGAAAUUACAGCAACUACUGCAACUACACCAAACUACACCAACAACAGGAAUUAUAUCAACUACAUCCAACUAUACCAACUACAACAACCACAAAAACUACAGAAAACUGUAGCAACUACCUUGACAGAAACUACCUGGACAUGAAUUCUUCUAUAUUCGUAACGGUUAUCAUAGAUCAUCGCCUGUUUAACGUUUCUGUUCUUCUCCAAUUGUAUCGAUCUACUAAUGGUGGUUUGGAACCCACAUCGCGGCAGGAUACUCUAAAUUUGGUAUAACAAUAGUAACAAAUUUUAGGUUUAGCGUUUUGUGUGUAGGGUAUAUAUUACCUCUCACAAAUCCGAAUGGCUUAUUUACUUUGUAACAUUUAUACUGACAUGAGAGUUCCACUUCCGGUCAUUUGAUGACAUAACUUCCAGAUAGGCCUGAUAAGCUGCAGGUAUUUGGGAUUUGUGAAGGUGAACAUCACCGGAUGACUGUUUAUAUUACUGAUCGUAACCAGCUAUUUUCCUAAGAGGUGUAAUAUGUCCAUUCCACAACAAAUGGUGUCCAAAGUUCAUUAAGGUUCUAUUAUGGGCCCUUUGGUAUUUUCAUUGUUUGUCACAGAUCUACCUAAUUGUUUGACAGCUUUCAAUGAGUUAAUGUACGCAGGUGAUACGGUCCUCUAUUACGCUGCCUCGGAUGCAAACCAGCUAUUUUAAGUGUUAAAAAAACAAGCUCAAAUUCCUUUUGGAUUGGUCAAACAAGAACGAUCUGUUCUGUCACCCUAAGAAAACUGAAUAUGCUGAAACUUAACUGCUAUGCAACUUAAUCAUUUGACGUUGUUAAGCUUAGUGAAGUUUCCGGCGUGCCGGCGCAAAAGCUAUCCGAUAUACAGUCAAAUUAAACCUCUUUUAAUUAAUACGGACACUAGGGACUAACCAAGUGUCGGCUUUACAGAAGUGUCCGUAUUAUAGAGGUAAGGAAUGUAUGAUUUUUUGCAUUUCUAGGACCAAACGAACUGUCCGUAAUAGAGAGGUGUCCGUAAGGAGCAGUUGGACUGAACAGUCUAACCUAUCCUUACGGACACCUCUAGAAUACGGACACUUCUGUAAAGCGCACACUUGUUUCUGUCCCUUUGGUGUCCUUAUUAAAGACGUUUGACUGUGGUGUGAACAUAGCCUCACACAAUCAGCUGUUAUUCCAAUAAAGCUAAGUGUCCCAUAAGGCACGUUCUACUACAGUUAAACCUCUCCACAACGGCCACCUUACGGACAGAAGAAAGUGGCCGUUGUAGAGAGGUGGCCGUUGUAGGGAGGUUUAAACAUCAAGAGUCAAUGUAUGGACUGUCCGCCAAAAAAGUGGCCGUUGUAGAGAGGUGGUCGUGUGGAAAGGUGCCCGUUAGUGGAGGUUCGACUGUAUACAUAAUCCAACCUUUGAGUUUACGUGAAGGUUUAAGUAUGUCCAUAACAAUGCUCCAGAUUUGUUUAGGAAUUAUUUUAUCAAGUCAUCACUAUGCGUAAAGGUUUAAUUCCUAAGGUACGUACAGAAUCUGCAAAGAAAGGCUGCAAUUUCAUACUACAAUGCAAGCUUUUAGUAAUUUGCCACCUCAUUUGAAAGCUGGUAAUUAAAACGUUAGAUGUCUUUAAAACGAAGUUUAUAUAGUGUUAAUGAUAUAUGAAAUAAAUCAUAUAAAGCUUUAAGUUUAUAUAGUUUUAAGUUUUUGUUCUGAUACAUUAUACAUUUCGUUUAUAUUUACUGAUUUCUGUCACCUGUAUUAGGACUAACCUCCACGAACGGCCACCUCUCUACAAUGGCCACCUUUUUAAAACCGCCGCUUUGUUCUGUCACCAAGGUGGCCAUUGUGGACAGGUUCAACUGUAUGCAUAUACCACAGGAUAAAUUUAAAUUAAUACAUCGAAGAGGACAGAAACAUAUGAGCAGGAACAUUUAAAGUAAAGUAAAGUAUUUUCUUGUAAUAUAAACUUGCAAUAUCAAAGACAAACUCCUGGGUGAAAAUUUCCUUGAAUAAUCUAACUAAAACCAACAUAUAAAAACUUGCGUCAUCUGGCUUGGCUAAACAGGUUUUUAUAUUUUUCGGAGAAAUAAAAUGACAAACUCCUGCUAGCCGGUUCUUAAACCACUUAUUACUGCAUUCGACGAAUUAACACCCGGGCACCUGCUGAUAUGCUUAAAAUACUCAAUGAAAAAUUUCAAAAAUCUUUUCUUUCCCUUCACCAUAAGACAAAAGCCUUCUUUAUACACUGUGCAGGCGAAUAAAAAGCAGUGUUUACGAUACUUGUGGGAGAACUGCUCCAAAUUAUCUGAUAAAAUGAGUCCAAGAGAGCCACUGAGCUUCACAACGAUUAUUAAAAUGUGAACAAAAGGUUGGCCUCCCGGCUGGCAGUUUCCAAGGCAUACGAUAUGUUUAACAAAACCGUCCCGCUGCACAACAUAUGGUAUUUCUCGUUCGUAAGCUCACAUAUAUUUACUUCGGCUUGCUGAGUGAAUCUCCUCUGGAGCUAUAGUUCUUACUCUUGUUCGGAGGGCGCCUUCUUGAUCGAUAGCGAGGGACUUUUUUUAUCAUCUCAGAGCAAUCUGCCAAUAAAACAUUGUUCUGAAUCACAUUCAUAUGAAUCAGAUAAUAAAUACGUUAAGUAAAACAUUUUUCACACUCUGAAAACGACCCAACGAACCAACCAUUAGUCUUAAGACUAGUCUGUCAAGUCACAACAAGAAAAUAAAUUAUGUGGUAAAAGGUAAGACCAUGUCAGUAAAAUCUCACUGGCUUUAUGUUGCGUAUCACGAAAAAAGGCAGAUGGUUUUUGCGAGUUUUCAAUCAAAGAUGUCCAAUCCGAGAACGCAAGUAUCUAAUUUAUCCCGAAUUGUAUAUCUUCGAACCUUUUAAAAAGGAGGAAAUGAAGCCAAACAUUUUCGUCGUAGGAGCACUUUAAAUUGUAAAUGACUUAUCCGAUCACCGAGUGUCAAAGUAGUCAAAAUUUCCAGUCAAACUACCAAUGGUUUCACUCAAUGAGAAGAUUACCAAAAAAUUAAUGGUUUAUUUAAAUUUGAAAUGGACCCACGCAAAAACAGAUGGUAUUGUAAAACAACAAUCGUUUUAUUACUUCUCCUGACAUCGCCUGAAUUGAUUAUUUUGCGUUGAAUACGAAAAAUAUAUAAGUGAAACUAACAGAAAGGGUUUUGUCACUAAUUUGGCGCAAGAGUAAGAGAGCGAAGAACCGUUCCCAGCCUACUGAAUGUGAUUCAUGUAUCGGUAAGGUUACUACUAGCACUAGUUCCCUUUUGCACUAAAUUCCUGCUCAGAAAUUUGCUGUCUUAAAAUCAGAAGACACCUUGUGAAUGUGACAAUAUUUUUAGCUUAUUGACCGUUUCUGGAUAUGAAUGGAAAGGGCUCUAAACUCAACAAUUCAGUUUUUUCUCUAACCUCCAAUAACAAAAGGAUUUUUUUUUGGCCGUUUUGAAAUGACGAUAGAAGUGAAUAUAUUACUGUUUCUUCCGAGUGUCCUUUUGGAUCAGAAUGUUCACAAAUACCUUAUCACUCAAUUUUAAUGUUUCCUCUACGGCUUUGACUUAAAGGCUUUUCGAAUGAUAAACCAUUUACACCGUUUGAGUAACAAAAUUGCCAAAAUUACUACCACAAACAUUCAUAACUUUAUUUAACUUCAGAUCUUAGAGUAGCCUAAAGGCUAGUAUCUCCGUUGAGUGACACAUACAACAUCACACAUAAAAAUCAUAUUUACAUUAAAACACAAACCGUUGGUAAUAGUAAACGUCUAAUUUAUGAAACUAUGAGAAACAAGUAAACGUCUAAGUUCCUUCAGACUAAUGGUUCUCCUAAAAGAAUCGGGAGGCGAGUACCAAUAUUUCGCUGCGGCAUCCCGGGGAGGGUACUUGGGUUAAUUUUUGCUGCAUGGUAGGUACAUGUGCCGCUGACCUCUCAGAGCCCCUACCCCACUAUAGUCUUUUCUGUGGCCAAUUUUAGACCCACCUUAGUCACUUUUGGAGAAAAUAUGUAAUGUUCGCAAUCCCAACUUAGUCACUUUCUAUUUUUAUGAAUUGACCCAUUUUUUAGAUUGAAUGAAGAACACUUUACUUUUCAUCUACAGUACAAACAUUCUGGUGCGUUUGCUAACCUCGAAUAUGAAGAACUGUCUUAACCCAAAAUUCCGAAAGUGUGCGACACCAAUCUAGCAAUUCUAUUGAAAAUGCGACCCCAUCCAGCGGCACCUCCCCAUUAGCCUCUUAUAAGGAAGUACCCUUCCCCCCCCCCCCGAUGCGGCAUUUCUAACUGAGUUAAGGCUAUAUGUAGGUGUUUGGGGUUUGGCCAGACUAACACAUUCGUACCUCUUAAGCUAUAUUCAGUCGUGCUAAACUGAAAUACCUCUUUAAGGUAUUCUGGAUAGUUAAUAAAGUUAAUGCAUUUCAAAAUACACAUCAUCAUAAAUUUAUUGCUAAUUCUCGUAUUUGCCAGGCUGGGUGUAUCGGCUCGCUCUAGUAAAGUAUCAUAGUCACAGUUACUGAAACGUUUGAUGCCACCUUUUUCCUCCAGUAAAGGGUAAACGUCGAUCAUCCUCAGCAAGGUGAAAACCGCCGUCGGACAACCCGUUCUUUCAAUUCACGAAAUAUUAUUCACAAUAAAAUAAGACUAAGCAAGGGUAUAUGUUGAUCAUGUUGUUAAGGCUAUAUCCAAAUUCCUUUGAUAUUUCCUUUUCCGUUUGUUAAACAUGAGCGAAAAGGUCAAAACGGUUUGAUACUUUGAUAAUUUGAUACUUUACACUUCUUUUUGUGUGUCUGGCUAUCUCCAGCGGGCUUGGGAAAUAUUUUAGGGGAAUCAUGUUAGCAUGUCCAUAUGUCUAUCAAUAUGAUUUUCCUCCAGGGUACUACUGCACAGCAUACAAAGACGAUGACUUGGAUGAGAAGUAAAGUAUUCUCCAGCGUCUUAAGACUAUUUCUGUUUAUAUCCCCAUUUAUUCCACAAACAUUCUGCAACCACGAUUUUAGAGCUUACAAGGAUGGCGACGUAAUAAUCGGGGGUCUGCUCAGCAUACGCUUACCAGAGGGUGAUGAUCACUGCGGUAAUCUUUUCACAACUGGACUGGGGCAUGUAGAAGCUGUAAUAUUCGCUAUUGAAAGCAUAAACAAGAAUCCCGUUCUUCUUCCGAACGUGACACUCGGAUAUGACAUACGAAACUACUGUUUUAGCACGGACAUGGCUGUGAAAAUUGCCUAUGACUUCAUGCAAGAUAAUUCUGCAACGGACAAUACCAUGCAAAACGGAUCCAAGCCGAUCUCAGUGCUUAUUGGUCCUGACACUUCCGCCAGCGCAGUGCUGGUUGGAAGCUUUCUUCAAGUCGUUGACAUUCCUGCCAUCAGCUCAAUUGCCACAAGCGUAGACUUGAGUUCAAAAUUGCACGAAAACUUCUUCAGAACAGUUCCACCUGACAUCUGGCAGGCAAAGGUCAUGGCAGACAUUAUAGAACUCUUUAACUGGACAUACGUGGCGGCUGUGGGUUUGGAUGACUCUUACGGACGGAAUGGUAUUUGGGCACUAGAGAAAGAAUCAUACAACAGAAAAACCUUCUGCGUUGCCUUUUCUGAGCACAUCCCACGACGAGACUAUCAUGAUAAGAUCAAGCAAACGGUUGCUAAGAUUAAGCUCAGGUCUAAUAUCGGAGUAAUCGUCGUCUGGCUAGCAAGCGAUUAUGGUAGAGAAUUUUUUCGAGAGGCAACUAGUAAAAACGUUGUAGAAAAGACUUGGAUACUCAGCGACGCAUUGACCUCGGAAGAAGCUGUGUUACUUGACCCUGACUUCGCAAUGCUUAAUGGCUCCUUAGGAAUACAGCCACAUGACUAUCCCGUACCCGACUUUGAAGAGCAUCUUAAGAUUAUCACCCCUGCAAAAAGCCUUGAAAGAGGCAGAGAGUGGUGGGAGGAGUUCUGGAGAUUAGAAUUCAACUGCUCAGCAAUUGAUCUGGGACGAAUUCCAACUUGCGAAUCAAAUCUGACGCUACACAAUGCCCUAAAACAGAUCCGGAACUCUUUCGUGUCGUAUGACAUUGACGCUGUUUACGCUAUUGCGCACGCUCUGGAUAACAUUAAACACUAUUUAGUUACGAAUAGAGAUAGUUCUUCCUCGAAACAGCCGAUUGUUAAGGGACGUGAUCUACAGAAGUAUCUCCGAAAUGUUAGUUUUGAUGGUUUAACUGGCAAAGUUCAGUUUGACAUGUUUGGUGAUCCUUUAUCUGCUUCAUACGACAUUAUUAACUUUCGAAGUAGAUCAACCACAGAGAGAGCUCGUAAAAAGAUUCGGAUUGGAGUCUGGGAUAGAGAAGGUACGCCUAGACUCAAUUUAAAUGUCUCGGGAUUACAAUGGAAAAGCCUCUCGACUCAGUUUUCGUUCUGUUCCUCAGAGUGCUUGCCUCGCACCAGAAAAGAAAUCACCGAGCCAUGCUGUUGGGAAUGUAAAAAGUGUCUUCCUGGAACUAUCAGCACCGACAUUGGAUCCACCACCUGUACAAAGUGUGAGGCAGAGACAAAGUCAAAUGAAGGGCACACUGGGUGUGAGAAGUUACCUAUUGUCAACAUCACCUUCACAACCGCCACUGGAAUAACUAUUACAUUGGUGGCUUUCGUUGGAAUUAUCCUCACAUUGUUAGUCUGCGGUACUUGGGUCAAGUUUUACAAUACCCCAAUCGUGAAGGCUUCCAGCAGGGAAAUCUCUCUUCUCUUGCUGUUUGGCAUCUCAGCAGUUUUUAUUUUAGCCGUCCUUGAACUUGCAGAGCCCAACAAAUUACUUUGCAGUGCAGCGACAUUCUGGCGUUAUUUCGCUCUCAAUAUUUGUAUUACGGUGCUGUUUUUGAAAACGAUGCGAAUCGCAAGCGUUUUUGAGGUUGAUAAAGUUGCGCAGUUAUUUGCACCGUGUUACAAAAACCUAAAAACGCAACUCGUCUUCCUUUUUGUUAUGAAUUUAACUGCCCUCUCUCUGUUGGCCCUGUGGAUCGUUCUGGAUCCUCCAAGGCGUAAAAAGAUCAUCCGCUCAGAUGAGUACAUCUUUAUUGUUUGCAAACCUUUCGACACAAACAUUGGUCUUGCACUGUUCAUCACAGUCUGUAGUUACACCUUAAUUGUGGCUCUCUUCUGCACAUAUUACGCUUUCAAAGCAAGAGGAAUUCCCGAGAACUUUAACGAAACAAAAUACAUAGGAUUCUCUAUGUACAUUCUACUAUUGUCAUCAAUAGCAUAUUACCCUGUGGCGUUUGCUUUUGACAGCUGGUACGUAACACUCGUAUCAUGUACUACGGCGUUAAUAACUUCGUUUGGCUUGUUGGGCUGCAUGUUCGGACCAAAACUCUUCAUUCUUCUCUUCCGUCCCCAGCAAAACUCCAUGCAAAGCGUCAGGUCGCAGGUGAUGAAUUUCUCAUUUAAUAACGUAACGGCAACAAGAGUUUUCCCUGCUCCGAUCAAUGAGGGAGUACCCAACGUUGCUCUGGAGUGAAACAGCAAGAGGGACUGUACAAGUGAACUUUGACAAGUUACAAUUCUCCAGUUUGUCAACCAGCUAUUCUUUUAGCGAAUAAACAAGGGAAAAGAAGAAUUUAAACAAUUUCCUUCAAGACCUGUUUUUAUAUUUGCUAACCUGAGUGAACUUAUAGACAGAAAAACGAACAUUAACAACCGAGCGAGACCCAGCCGGGGUAUUGACAGGUAGCCCCACAUGUAAUUAAACACAGGGAACAGAGGAGGCUAGUUUUUCUCACUUAGUAUACGGAGUGUACCAUGAAAAUGCAGAAGUGGCAAAUUUGGGAAAUGGUUUCUGACACUAUGGUCAGUUAGGGUGUUAAGGGUGAACGCUUUUAAAUACAAGUUUCCUUAAUACAUGAUUGACUGAAGGUAGGUAGGAAUCAUACAGAUUUGUGGAUAAAAUAUUAUGCUUUCCUGAAAAAUGUAUAAAUGUACAGUCUAUAAUUUGUUUCUGUCCAAACCACACAAGGACGGUGACGAUCAUUCAAAACGUAGUGCCUUCGUGCAUCUUAAAACCGCCACUCUUUUUUGGCUAUGAACAAACAACUUCCAAAUAUGCGCAUAAAAUUUAUAAAGAUGGCAAAAUAAUAAUUGGAGGACUCCUUAAAAACCACUAUUCUGAAACUGGUAAUCAAUGUAACAGGCUUUCUACAACAGAUCUUGGCAAUGCAAAGUCUAUGAUCUAUGCCAUCGAGAAAAUGAACACGAAUUUCACUAUUGUUCCGAACGUGCCAAUCGGUUACGAGUUAAGAGACCUCUGUUAGAGCGGUGCAUUGGUCAUGCAAAUAGCCUAUGAACUAAUGCGUGGUAAUUAUCCAGGUCUAAUCAAAACGCCAGCUUUUUUUCGAACAGCUGUGUCACGAAAAACAAAACCAAGGUAAUCUCAGCACUUCUUGCACCUUUCAAUGCUGGAGGUGCAGUACUAGUAGGUGGCCCUUAUUCAAAUUUUUUAUAUUCCCGCCAUAAGCCCCACUGCAAAGAGCAUAGAGCUUAGUUCAAACGUCCAAGAACACCUCUCCAGAACAGUUCCACCAGAUGUCUGCCAAGGAGAGGCAGUGGCAGACAUCAUAGAAUUCUUCAACUGGAGAUACGUGGCGGCGGUGCGUUUGGAUGAUUCUUAUGAAUAGAAUGGUAUUUUUAAAACACAGACACCUUUCGCCUUAUUUUUUUCUGAGUAUAUCCCGCAGCUAGACUACAAAGAUAAAAUCAGUCAAGCUGUCCUAAAAUGAAAGUCUGAAACCGCAGUGAGCAUCGUUUGGCUUUCUGGCAUUUACGGAAGUGCGAUUUUUGCAAAAGCAACUGCUCAAAAACUCAAUGAACAGACUUGGAUACUAUUUCUAGCAUCUCACAGUGGUGUGCCGGUCUGCUCAGCAUACUCUUCCCUAGUUGAGAGUGAUAAUCGCUGCGGUAAUCUUUUCACAACAGGACUGGGCAUGAAGAAGCUAUAAUAUUGGCUAUUCAACGCAUAAACAAGAAUCCCGUUUUUCUUUCAAACGUGACACUCGGCUAUGACAUACGAAACUACUGUUUUAGCACGAAUGGGGCGGUGAAAAUAGCCUGCGACUUCAUACAAGAUAAUUUUGCAAUAGACGGUACCAUGCAAACAGAUGCAAGCCAAUUAACCCUACGAAAUUCAGACUUCUUUAUUCCUAGGUUCAAUACCGUGAAAUAUGGCAGACACUCUAUUAGAUACCUUGGAACCAUUUUUAUGGUCCAAAUCGACGAAAAAGGACAGGGACCUAGCCACAUUAUCGGCAUUCAAAACAGUAUUCGGAAGAAAGACCUUUCCUAGCUGAGAACAGAUGUUCAAAUUGUAACUUGUGUAAUACUUGAGACCGUACUUGUUAAUUUACUUUUAGAUUAAUUAGAUUGUGGACUAUUUUAUUGUUAUUAUUAUUACUUAUUUAUUUAUUCAUUUUUAUAUAUAAUAUUUUAACGUUAUUAAUGUAAUCUUAUAGUGAAUGUUUAUUGUAAAUAUUAUCCAAUGUAAUCUUAAGCUUAUUAAAUAGAUUUUAUUAACUAGGUGUCCCCGAUUAGUAGGUUACUUGUCGCCAGCUAGAAGAUUUUGACACGUUAAUAAAGUUGUUCAUUCAUUCAUUCAUUCAUUCAUUCUCAGUGCUUAUUGGUCCUGAAACAAUCCGCCAGCGCACGUGCUGGUUGGAAGCUUUCUUCAAUUCGUUGAUAUUCCUACCAUCAGCUCAUCUGCCACAAGCGUAGACUUAGUUCAAAAUAGCGGGAAAACGUCUCCAGGACACUUCCGGCGAACAUCUUUCAUUAAAUGGGGAGUGGAAGGCAAAAUUAGUUAUAUUCGUCUGUUUCUUUUCCUCAGGAGUUCGUGCCCACAACUAAGCUAACAGGAAUUUCCAAUUAAGGCAAAAAGAACAGGUGGAGAUACCAGAUUUUGCACAACUAAAAAAAAUUAAGUGGGAUAAGACAUUGAAAAGCGAAUUUGUAUUUAAUUGCCUAAUUGAACGUUACAAAACAUUUUACAACGACUCAUAUGUUUAAGGUGCUUACUUACCCCAUUUCAAAAAGCAUUUUUUGUAACUUAACAAUUACGACUUAAUUUCGAUCCAGAAGUCAUAUGUCAUUGUACAAUUUAAAACUAAAAACAUUUCCCAUGGGGAAAGGACGGGUUCCUUUUAUAUCUCUGCUGGCGGUCAUCUAAAGAUAAGCAAUCCAGCCUAAAUUCACUUAAAGAAGCUCUUCGAGAAAUUUCUGCCGGUUUAAAAACAGAGGUAGUCGCUAAAACAGAAACGUCAAGCUAAGUUAGUGCAUGCGAUGCCUGUGGAAACAUCCUUAGUGUGCUACAGCAUUGACACGAGUCAAAACCAGUGCUUCUUUUUUAACUUGACACGAUACAGCGCGAUGCACGAGACUUAGAGUACGCUUUUGUAUAGUGCCCAAUUUAAAUGAUAAGUUUUGCUACUUUCGCAAAAACACCAUUUACAGUGAGUUUACAUUUUAGUACAAAAACUGGAUGGCGAUCGAUCCCUCUUAAAGUAAUGGUUUGCUGUUUGUGCUCGAGAGGCUAUUCCAGAAGGAAAGUGAGUCCUCUUUAUCAAAUACUGCCGGCCUACUGCCUCCUUUUCACAAUUUUUUCUUACUCAUGACUAAUAAAUGACUUCGGAAUGAUACUCACUUCAAAAACGAUUGUCAUAUGUAAAAUUUAGUGUUUCACGACGAGCUUUCUUAAACGACUCAAACUAUUCGUGUCCAGCAGGUCGUGGGAAUGAUUGGUGCUUAGUCUUUAGUUAGAGAGUCAACCAGCAACAUUAAGCAAGUAUCUAUACAAACACAAAAACCGGUUUAGAUUAUCAGUUCUCUCGAUGAAAUUAAGAGAUGUUGCUGACGUAUUACUAGGUGGCUACCUCACAACUACUUUGUUUCAGGCAGCAAAAAUAAAGAUGAUGACUUAGACAAGAAAAAUGGUUUUCUGCGGACGCUUCUACGUCUGUCAAGAGCAAUUUUACAAGGUCAGUCGGGUCCAAGCCCAUUUCAGCGCUAAUAUGCCCUUCUAGACUCGAGCUGAGCGUUAUUGGUAGCAAGCUCACUAAAGGUCGCUAGGAUUCCUGCCAUUAGUUCAACUGCAACAAGCAUAGAAUUGAGGUUCCAAUUUUACAAUGACUCUUUCAGGCCAGCCCCUUCUGACAAGUGGCUAUGGCAGACAUAAUAGAGCUCUUUAACUGGACAUACGUGGCGGCUGUCGGUUUGGAUGAUUCUUAUGGACGGAAAGGAAUUUUGGCGUUGGAGAAAGAAGCUUACAACAGGAAAACGAUCUGCAUUGUCCUUUAUGAGUUAAUUCCACGACUAGACUAA